Molecule: messenger RNA, 2397 nt
Organism: Mus musculus (house mouse)
Lineage: Eukaryota; Metazoa; Chordata; Mammalia; Rodentia; Muridae
Gene: Cks1brt
Product: CDC28 protein kinase 1b, retrogene
Exons: 2
Coding region: 295-585 (96 amino acids)
Biological process (GO): mitotic cell cycle phase transition
Molecular function (GO): cyclin-dependent protein serine/threonine kinase regulator activity
Source: RefSeq, marked validated
AGUGCCUGUUUUCUCAGAUGGGAAACAGUGGAGUCUGGGACAACUGCUGUGGUUCCCAGUCUCCUGUGUACCGGGCACUGCUGGCAUGCCACUGAGAGGUCCAUUCACAUUCGCCAGUGCUCAGGGAUGUGCCUGCUGCCUCCCCACCUCUAGUACCUUCUUUUCAAGCCACUGAAAAACAUAUCAUGAACUGCUUCUUCAAAACGCAAGACCUUUACCUCGAGAGCAGGCCCAGCAAACUAUCAGCACAUUGCCAUCUGCUGGCAGAAAUAAUCCUCAGCGGUUAAAAAUCAAAUGCCGGCGUGCUGCUGGGAGUUGUCUGGAGGCCAGAGGCGCGGGGCAAUCAUGUCCCACAAACAAAUCUAUUAUUCGGACAAAUACGACGACGAGGAGUUCGAGUACCGGCAUGUCAUGUUGCCCAAGGACAUAGACAAGUUGGUCCCUAAAACCCAUUUGAUGUCUGAAUCUGAAUGGAGGAAGCUCGGCGUUCAGCAGAGUCAGGGAUGGGUCCACUAUAUGAUCCAUGAACCAGAACUUCACAUCUUACUGUUCCAGUGGCCACUGCCCAAGAAGCCAAAGAAAUGAAGCCAGCGAACCGCCUUCCGGCCUCGAGCUUUCCACAGCUGUCCUCACUCCCUACCAUCUUUCUGAUCGUGUGACUGACAAUGUUGCUUUCUUAUUUCUCACUUUGAUAUGUAAAGGAUACACUGUUUGAAUGUGCUGGUAUCUGCUUUGCUUCUGGAGUUGAGCCACCAGUGCCAGCCACAGCCCUGUCAGAUGAGUGUGACCUCAAAGCCCUCGUGUGCUUGGGAUCCAGCAGGCCAUAUUAGUCAUUUGGCAGAAGCAUGUGAAAUCUAGAUCAUGGCUGUUACAGGGAUGGUGUGAAUUUGCUGUUGUGGCUUUUACUAUUGGGUAUUAUAUUUAUGAUGACUUAUGGAUUUAUGUUUCAAUGUAUUGGAAACUUUGCAUUUUAUCUGACAGAUCUCUUCCAUGUUACAAGCCUUGAUUAAAGGAAGUUUUUUAUAACCUUAAAAACAAAACAAAACAAACAAACAAACAAAAAAUCAAAUGCCAUUUGGCAAACAUUACUCAUAUUGCAGAAUUUGGAGGCUUCAAAUAUGUUCAUAUAACAGUUGAUACUUUUUCUAAUGUGACUGUUUUGCUCACAGGGGUGAAACAAUCUUGGAUACCAUAAGUUAUUUACUAUACAUCUCUCCUUUCUAGAACUCCCACAACAAAUAAAAACUGAUAAUGACUCCCACUUAAACUAACACUUUUGAGAAAUUUGCAGUUUAUGAAUAUUAGUCAUGUUUCUUGAAUCCCUUACCAUCCAAAGGUCAAGCUAUUGUGGAACUACACCAUCAAAUACUUAAACAUCAAAUUUUGAAAAGAAAAGCAUGUGUACACCUACCUAAAUCCCCACAUUUUAUUUUACAUUUAGCAAUGUUAACUUAAAACAUGUUCACUUUCAAGGAUAAUGCUUCCGAUACUCAAAAGUGUUUUUCCCUAAAGGAUACUCAGCCUAAAGUAUGUUAAGAGGAAGGAUCUACAGAUUAAUCAAUGGAAAGGGCCUGAUGUUCUUUUAACCCCAGGGAAAGCUACGCUUGUGUCUUUUCAGAAAAUGAUGUCACAGGUGGCUCCUGCAUUGAUGAAAUGUCUAAAGAUAGAUGACAUACUCAUCAAGAGAAGACACCCCAAGAGGAAGAACAAGCCGAUGACUCCGGGAGACAAUAAGACCCUAACUCAUCUAUGGAGAGUUUGGGGAAAUGGCAAGAAUACAAUACUACUGACCCCAGUAUGUUGCUGUUACGUUUACUGAUCGUAUUACACGUUAACUCUCAGCUCAUCAAUGCAGGGUCCACAUGUCUUUUGUCAGGGGGGAAUAAAAUGCAUAACUGUAACAGGAGGCAGUAUGGUAGUGUCUUGCCAUGCUAAAUAUUGUUUUUAUCUUUCAGAACCAGUAGCGUGGAUUAAAGAUGGCAUGCAGCCUGGUCUACAGAGCAAGUUCCAGGACAGCCAGGGCUACACAGAGAAACCCUUUCUUGAAAAACAGAGCACGGGGGCCGGGGGAGAAAUAAAUUAAUCCUUUACAUUUGUAAUUUGAAAAGGAGUUUCAAAUGUAGUCACGCCUUAAGCUUUGGUUGUGAUAAUUGUCACAUGGAAACGUUUCCAAAAUUGUAAUGUGCUUACACAUGUCAAAAUAAAACCGUGUGGGGCCAGAAGUUUGAACCUGUCUGGCUAACUACAUCAUGAGGAACCAGAUUUCUUUCUUCCACUGGUGGAGAGUUCCUCUGCUGGCCUUCGCCUUUGCAGGGAACCUCUGACCUUCCUGGGAUACUUGUGCAUUGUGCUUCAUUUCCCAUGCAUACAGAAUUAAAUUACGGCUUUUGAAUUGUC